GUCCUAACCCAGGCUUUUAUGUCAAUCACAAAAAUCAUCAAAACACAAAUUCCUUAAGUGAUGCUGAUGGACUGCUUUUAGAAAUUACAGCUUUAGUUUUUUCUUACCUAACACCUGCCACACUUUUGUCUAGUCUCUGUGCCACUGUGUUGAAAAUCCUGCCUCCCUCAUUCACCUGGUCCCUGCAGGUGACCGGUUUCCUUGCAUCUGUGGCGGCUGCACGUGCACUUUGGUACACACUUGUCUGCUUACAGGCCUGUCUCCCCACUUUACCUGUGGGACUUACCUUUACCUCUCGUCACAUCUUUCUUGGAGGUCCAUGAAGAGCCCGCCUCUUAGCCAUCGUACAUGUUGUUCCCUUUACCCAGAAUGCCUUUUGUCCAGCAACUUUAAUAAAUCACCUCAGCUCCAGGAAUAACCUGAAGCCUUUCUUCCUCCCCACUUUUCCAUGUUAUAGCUAGGGCAUUUGUGUUGUUCUGUGUUUGCGGUUUUGUUUUUGUUUUCUCUUAAUUCUUAAUGUCUAAAGCAGGAAGCCUGGUAUGUAACAAGCACUGAGUGACCCCCCCACUAAUGGAGACUCCAAGUUAAGGCCCAUGUUGAGCCCCAAGGGACCCCUGCAGUGCCCCAGCCUCCGCACAGCCCUGAGCCUGCCCAUGUGCACGCUGCAUAACUGGCCAGGUCCCUCCCUCAGCCCCUCCCUGUGCCCCUUAGGUCUUUCUCAGAGACCAUGAGCUCCCUGGCCCCCGGGAAGCCGUGGCGGACCAAGCUGAGCAGUGCGGGACUCAUCUAUCUACACUUCGGGCACAAGCUGCUGGCCCAGUUGCUGGGCACUAGUGAAGAGGACAGCGUAGUGGGCACCCUCUAUGACAAGAUGUACGAGAACUUCGUGGAGGAAGUGGACGCAGUGGACAACGGCAUCUCCCAGUGGGAGGAGGGAGAGCCUCGGUACGCGCUGACCACCACCUUGAGCGCCCGAGUGGCCCGGCUAAACCCCGCCUGGAACCAGCCGGACCAGGACCCCGAGGCCAAGUUCAAGUGUGCGAUGGACCUGGUUCAAGAGGAGUUUCUGCAGAGACUGGACUUCUACCAGCACAGCUGGCUGCCAGCCCAGGACCUGGUGCAGGAGGCCCUGGCGCAGCGCUUCCAGGUCGACGCGAGUGGGGAGAUCGUGGAGCUGGCAAAGGGCGAGUGCCCCUGGAAGGAGCACCUCUACCACCUGGAAUCCAAGCUGUCGCCCCCAGUCGCCAUUGCCUUUGUUGUCUACAGCGACCAGGCCGGACAGUGGCGAGUGCAGUGUGUGCCCAAGGAGCCCCACUCAUUCCAGAGCCGGCUGCCCCUGCCAGAGCCGUGGCGAGGCCUUCGGGAUGAAGCGCUGGACCAGGUCAGUGGGAUUCCUGGCUGUGUCUUUGUCCAUGCCAGCGGCUUUAUUGGUGGGCACCACACCCGAGAGGGUGCCCUGAGCAUGGCCCGAGCCACCUUGGCCCAGCGCCCAGGCCCUCCACACGUCUCCUAAGCCAAUAAAACUCACACUGACAA
Molecule: messenger RNA, 1536 nt
Organism: Condylura cristata (star-nosed mole)
Lineage: Eukaryota; Metazoa; Chordata; Mammalia; Eulipotyphla; Talpidae
Gene: MYG1
Product: chromosome unknown open reading frame, human C12orf10
Exons: 5
Coding region: 728-1513 (261 amino acids)
Cellular component (GO): nucleus; cytoplasm
Source: RefSeq, a predicted model, not a curated record